CGAUAGUUAAAAAAGGCAUUUUAAUAUCGAUAAGUCGAUAUAUAUAUUUAUUUUUGCACAUCCCUAUUGGCUUUUAUUGGAAAAAUGAAUAUUUUACCAAAAAAACGCUGGCAUGUGCGUACCAAGGAUAACAUUGCCCGCGUGCGCCGGGAUCAGGCAGCAGCCGCAGCCGAGGAGAAGAUACGACAGGACAAGUUGGAAUUUGCUGAAAGCGAGGCCCGCAUAAACUUUCUGCGCCGCCAGUCGGGGCUCCCGGAAAAGGUCUCGGCCGCGCAGGCUUCCGCCCCCCAGAAUCACGAUGCCAACGCUGGACAAACCACGGGAGUGGACCUCUUUGCGGAUUACAGGAGCCACGUAAAGACGACCAACAAGGAUUUGGAGAAGGAGCAGAAGGAGGAGCAGGAGAAGUACGAGAAGCAGGUCGGCUACCUCACCUAUCUAGGCCAGGAUACCAAUGAGGCUCUGAAAGUGCGCAGCUGGUAUGAGGUGGCUCCCAAGAGGACAGACGUGGGUAAUACCAGUGCCGCUGAGAGCCAUCUGAAGCAGAAGUUGGCUCACGAUCCCCUCACCUUGAUCAAUGCUCUUCUUCCGCCCACAAAAAAAGAACCAAGAAGGACGAACAAAAGAAAACGUGAAAGGACUCCCUCUCCUCAGCCACCACCACCCACACCCACCUCGGCCUCCUCCCAUAAGGUCAAUAAGCAGAAGAAAAGGAAGCAACCUAAGUCGACCGAGAGGAAGGACAAAAAACAAAACAGCUUAAGUCGCGUAUCGGAGGCCGAGGAAACUAAGGAAGCAGAGCGCUGCAAACGCGAGAAGCUGGAGAUGUUGAGGAAGGAGCGACUGCGAAGAGAGGCAGCCGAGCGCCAGCGCUCUGAGGCUCUUUUCGCUCCCAAAGAAGCGGCGGCGGCACCCAGUGCAGCAUCUACACCAGCUCCAACGCCUAGAAUCGUACAGAAAUACAAUAGCCAAUUUAAUCCGGAGCUCGCCAAACAAAAUAUGAUUUGAAAUAAAAAUCGCUCUAUUUA
Molecule: messenger RNA, 1028 nt
Organism: Drosophila kikkawai
Lineage: Eukaryota; Metazoa; Arthropoda; Insecta; Diptera; Drosophilidae
Product: leukocyte receptor cluster member 1 homolog
Source: RefSeq, a predicted model, not a curated record